AUGCAUCAACAACAACUACAGUUUACCUCAUCAGAGAUGUUCUCUGGGGAAGCCUUUUGGACUUGGGGUGACGAACAGUGGGGGUGGCUUGAUGGCAGCUUGUGGCCAUUCCCUGAGGGAUUUGAAGGAGUGGACUUCUGUCUCUUCAACGAAAGCCCUUCCAUAUCCCAAGCCCAAGCUAUCAUCCUUCCCUCCGGUAUAUGCCAACAAACAUUGCGCACUACCGAGCCAGAAAUUGACCCACAUUUCGAAGCUUACAACAUUCCUCCAGCGAAUCCUUUGACAUACGAACAGCAAGCUCACUUAUUUCCAUCUGGUUCUCCAACAUACCAACUACAAGCUCACUUCCCAUCUGGUUCCACGACAUACUCUCAACCUCCCUCUCUCGGAUUUUCACCCAUGCCAUCUCAAGACUCCCCUGCAUCUGUCGAGCAAACACCGCCAAGUAUGCCUCUCCCAUACAUCCUACUCAACCACGGAGAAGCUUCCAUGAGUGGAUCGCAGCUUCAGGAUGCGCAGCCUCCGGCUGUGUUGACUGACGCGGUGCCAGGCUUGCCAGUUGAGCUUAUGGACGGCCGACUGCCCAAGGACCGUCAAGCACACCCAGAGUCGUUCCAUGGACAGGCUCAGAACCAGGGGCAGCCAGCAUCAACAGAUCAAUUAGGCCACAGUCCAAAGUUACCUGCCCGACGUCAACGAAGAAAGGACAAGCCGGAAGCGUGUCCCAUUUGCGGUAAGGGUCAUGCCUACCAGGCAGAGCUGGACAGACAUAUCAUAGCUCAGCACAAGGACCAAGCAGAGAAACAUGCCCUUUCGACCGCGCGACUCCCUUGCCCGCAUUGCCCAAGGGACUUUGCUAGGAAAGAUCAUCUCGUCCGCCACCGUCAGCGGAAACAUGGACUGGCAAAACAGCAAAAGAGGAGUAAGAAGAUUUGA
This is a messenger RNA of Sordaria macrospora k-hell, 936 nucleotides long. RefSeq lists its product as uncharacterized. The record is from RefSeq and is a predicted model, not a curated record. NCBI's taxonomy places the organism in Eukaryota, Fungi, Ascomycota, Sordariomycetes, Sordariales, Sordariaceae.